AGCAGCAGUGUCACAGUAGUACGCUGCGGUCUCGUAUACGGCGGGUGUGUGGGUGCUCUCUUAUACAGCGAAUCGUUCCGCAAAAGUUUCUCUGGCGUUUGUUACGAUCAGUGCGUCGUCGUUACACGGUAGAAGAAACCGAGGGAGGCGCAUUAAACGUUGGACGAAACGAGGAAAUCGAAAGUACGACCGUGUUCGGGAAUUUAACAACGGGGCCAGCCAGAGGACGAAAGAUGAAGGGGAUGUUGGUAGCCGCGCUGCUGGCCGUUCUGACGAUCUGCCGGGUCCAGGCGGUGUCGGAGAGGCUCGAGUUGGCACCAGCUGGAGGAAGAUCAGAGCCGCAAGUUGCAACGUUAUGCGAGGCGGGAGACGUGUAUCUGGCACAGCACAUGGGCGAGCAGGGACGUUGGGUCUCCUCGGCUGACAAGAAGAGUUGCAUGACGGACAAGCUCGAGAUCCUCGAAUACUGCAAGAAGGCUUACCCUAAGAGAGACAUCACCAACAUAGUCGAAUCAUCGCACUACGUGAGGGUCAGCGGUUGGUGCAAGCCAGGGAGGACCAAGUGCAAAUUGUCACGAUGGGUGAAGCCGUACAGAUGUCUAGAGGGACCGUUCCAAAGCGACGCGUUGCUCGUGCCAGAAGGUUGCCUGUUCGACCACCUCCACAAUCAGACGAAAUGCUGGGAAUCUCACAGAUGGAACGCGACCGCCGCAGACACCUGCAGAGAGAGAAACAUGAACCUGAGGAGCUUCGCGAUGCUCUUGCCUUGCGGAAUAUCCCUCUUCUCCGGUGUCGAGUUCGUGUGCUGCCCGAAACACCUGAAAGUUUCCCUUAUUAACUACGACAGUUUCCAAUCAGCAGAAAAUGUGAAGCCCAAGAAGCCUAUCGACUUGCCAAUUCCGAAGGGUAUGGACGACGAACUCGACGAGGAUGAAGACGAUCUCGAUGACGAGGACGACCUUGACGCCGAUACGGACGACGAAGAUGAUUCUGACGCAGACCCUGAGGACGUCCUCAGCGAUCAGCCCGACGACGAAGAGAGCGACGAGGAGUACCUCGACGAUUACGACACCACGACAAGUCGAUUAUCAACUACAAUCUCAACGACGGAAAAACCUAAACAGGACGUAACUGCGAUGCCAUUGCCGGUUAGCACCAGCACGCAGCAGUCACCACAGUCGCAGAGCACACCGGAUCCUUAUCUGACGCACUUUGAUCCCCGUUCCGAGCAUCAGAGCUACAAACAAGCACAAAUGAGGCUCGAGGAGGUGCACAAGGAGAAAGUGACAAAAGUGAUGAAGGAUUGGAGUGAUCUCGAGGAGAAGUAUCAAGACAUCCGUGCACACGAUCCCGUUGCUGCUGACGCUUUCAAGCGAUGGAUGACGGUGCGAUUCCAGGAGACUGUCGCCGCCCUGGAGGAAAGCGGUGCCGCAGAAAAACAUCAGUUGAGUGCUAUGCAUCAACAGAGAGUGCAAGAGGCCGUCAAACAGAGGAACGAGGAAGCGAUGUCGUGCUAUACUGCUGCUCUGAAUGAGAAUCCUCCAAAUAUGCAUCGCAUUCAGAAGUGUCUGCAGAAGCUUCUCCGCGCUCUUCACAAAGACAGGCACCACACGAUCGCUCGUUACAAACACUUGCUGGACAGCAGCUUGGAACAAGCCCAACGCGAGAAGCCAGCAACGUUGGAACACUUGGCGGAGAUCGAUAGAAUCACCAACCAAAGCCUUUUGAUGCUAGAACGGUAUCCUGAUUUAAGCGCAAAAAUUGGCCGGCUUAUGGAUGAUUACGUUUUGGCCCUCAGGAGCAAAGAUGAGACUCCUGGACUACUGCUCGCGAUGACACGAGAAGCGGAAGCAGCUAUUUUAGACAAAUAUCAGGCUGACGUCACCAGCAAACAGCAAGAAAAAGAGCAUCAGAAGCAACUCGAAAGAGCGCGUAAGGAGCAACGCAAAGCGGAACGCGGCGAAUUACGUACCGAACAAGCGCAACAGGAAGAGAAUGACUCGAUAAACGACAACAAAGAACCUCAACAGCAACCAGAACAACCCUCGGCAGUAGCCGCUAUGCACAGUGAGGGACUCGUUAGAGCAGCUCACAGCAUGACUCAUGAUAUUUCCCAUUCCGAGCCGGGUUACUCGUUGAGAAGGGAAGCCUAUCACAGGGAGAGUCGAUCCGUCUAUUUCACACUUGCGUUUGCUGGAAUUGCACUUAUGGCUGCUGCGGUAGUUGGCGUAGCAGUAUUCAAGAGGCGCAGUGCGAGAAGCCCUCAUAGUCAGGGUUUCAUCGAGGUUGAUCAAGCAGCUACACCGGAGGAGCGACACGUUGCAAACAUGCAAAUCAACGGAUAUGAAAAUCCUACAUACAAAUACUUCGAGGUCAAAGAAUAAUCGAGUCACCUCGGUCUACAGAGUUUUAUUUGAAACUGGUCUUAAUUGUCCGUUCUCGCGUAUGUCCUUCAAGAAUCUCAUAGUAUUUUGUUAGUGUAAGAUAUCUUUCAGGUUCGAGGUUCUUCCGAAGAUUCAAAGGUACUUAUAUAAAUUUACAUCUUAGUGAUACGUGGAAUAAAAUCUGUCCAUAGGGAGAUAGGUAUUGCAAUACGGUAUCAUUAAGCGACGUCUCUUUAUAUAGCUCGCGACGUAAUACAACCAUACUUUAUGCUCUAUGAUAUGUAUAAAGCAAUGUUCAUACUACAUCUGAUAGAUAGAAACGAUACGAGUUUUUACCCUACGAAUACUACUCGUAACACCGUGAUUAUCUACGAGACAAUGUGAAAGGGAAACAACACGCCAAUGUGCCAUAUGGGAAACACGCAAAAAUCGUCUUCGGAAGUAUCUCAUACACGUUGUUUUCGUUUCGUUGUCAUACAUGUUAUUGAAAAGAAAAAGAAAAAGAAGAAAAAACGCAGGAAGGAGCGCUCACAAUAAGAAAAAAAAAUAUUAAUAAAAAAAAUCGUUACACGCUAACGUUACGCGAUAAUAACCUUCGGAUCGGAAGGCUGUGGACUAUGAUCAGUUAUAAAUUCGUUGCUUCCGGCAGCAAAAAAAAAAAAAAAAAUGCGAAUGCUUUCGAGAGAAACGUGUAUGUCUCGUCAGCGACGCGUUCGAUUAAUGUGUGUGCUGUUGCGCUCUUUGCUGUAUUUUUGUGUUCUGAUAUUUUUGGAGAUAGUCAAUGGCAAUAAAGGUUACACAGCUUGAAUUAAUACAUGAAACGAAAAACACGAUAGCAGCUGUAGCAGCAGAAAGGUAUAAUCCGACAAAGAAAAAAAAACCAAAAAGAAAAAAAAAUGAAACCAUAUUACUAAGCACUACGCGAAACAACGUAUAUAUAUGCUGAAAACGCUCUUAAAAUAUCAGAACUGCAGUCAAUGCACGUUCACCUUCGCGAUGCAGCUGUUUUUCAUCUCCGUUCGAUUCCCACUGCCUGAUUUUUUCAGCGACCUUUCAGUACUUAACGUCUACUUAGAUUAUACAACUUUAUACUUAAGAAAUUGAAAAAAAAAAAAAUCGUGAACGUAUCUAAAGUUAACGAAGAAGCAAGAUAUUUUAUCAUUCCAUAAGAAAGUCCACUAUCUUAUCGAGGUGCUGUCCGAAUGUAUGAACGGAAAAUAUUCAGUAGCCUUGUUCGACUUGGCCGAGACGCCGUUCGUUUUAGAAACAAACGUAUCGAAAAAAGUCACGCCGAGGCUGCCGAAUAAGAGGAACAGUUAACAGGAGUUUUUUUGUGUGGCAUUAGUACCUUCGAUUUAGGUCGAAUAAGUGGCGACUGUUGAAGCAAGCAUUUACGUCCUCUUCUUUUUUCUCUCUCUCUUUUCUUUCGUUUCUGUAUCAUUUUCGUCUUUUUGUCGUUUACGUUUACUUUUUUUUUUUUUUAUCGAAAGAUGGUUCAUACAAUAACUAUCUUAGGAUAUUAAUUAUAUAUGAUGACGAUAAUAUAUUACACGUUUAAUGCUUAUAUAUUUGUAUAUGGUCAAAUGAUAGUAGGCCGCACUUUAGCCAGGGUCGCGUGGGAAAGCACAGCUUUCACUUAUUUUUCAAUGAAUAUUGCACGAUUCCAUUAGACUGUAUACAAUUUAUAUCGAAUCGACGGUAUCGUGUACCCAGCUUGACAAGCGUCGUGUACGAUUACAAACAAUUUUAGCCGCGCAAGUAUUAAGUUGAUUAACGAUUUAAGAUGCUUUUCAUUCUUAUGGUUACGCGUAAGAUUGCUCAUCGUUUGUGAAAGUUGUACUCUCUACUAACCUAUUAAGGUUACUUUGUUUUAAUGCUAAUUUUUUGCUAAAAUAAAUCAAGCGAAUGCGCAAACCGAGGACAGUCAAUAUCCUUGGAUUCCUAAGCGCACGUGAAGCAGCUGCCUUCCUGUUUAGCAAACAUCACGACUGUUUGUCUCACGCAACUCCGGUGGAAGGAUGAGCCGACGGAACACGCACAGGCACACACAUUCGCGCAUCGCUGAGUGUUAAAAAUAUUAUUUUAGAUAUAUUAAAAGAAAAAAAAAAUGAUAGCAAUUAACUAUAUGUCUAUGAAUACAACAAAAGCAUAGCAUCAAUGCGUUAAUAAUAAUAAUGAUAAUAUAAAUAUCUAUAUAUAAAUAUAUAUGUUCGUGUACGCGUGUGUGUGUGCGUGUGUAAUAUAUGAACAAUAUACAUAUACAUAUACAUGUACACCUAUCAAAUUAACUAUACAUUAUGUACCUAUAGCAUAUAGUCGUUGAAAUGAGAAAAACAUUAACAUGUCGCGUAUAAAUCGGACUUGACACGGAUUCACAGAUGUUGAGGUCACUCUCGAAACUAGGAAAACGUUUCUUUCUUUCGGCGCGAUGUCGUUCCGGUCUUUUUUAGUUCCUACCUAUCGUAAAGAAAAAGAACAAAAGAGCAAAAGAACACAAAAAUCGUAUGCGAGCAUACAUGGUAAUUGGCCUAUGUUUGGCGGACGUGGUGUUCGUCAUACGUUAUAUUCGUCGAAUGGAACAUAACGAGAACAGCGCCCAUAAUAGUGCUUGCCUCAGAUAUGAGCAAAAUUUAUAAUAAAAAAAAGCAAAGUAACGUAAUCUAUCAGCGACGUUUAUUGCGUAGUCAUACAGAUCGAUAUCUAGUCUCUCGGCAUGAAAUGUAACAUUCUAAUUUUCCAUUAACCCUGUAUCGCAAUCGAUUAAUAGAUCUUUAAGUUCGAUCGUUGAUCCCUCUUUCUGAAAGGUAAAACGAAAAUGUAUCCAUCGUAGGCUUCACGACGAACGGACAAAGAUAUUGGUCGUCUUUUAUUCGUUACUCGAGAAAUUUUCAUUUAGAUAAGAAUUUUGCCUAUCUCUGGCAAGAUCACGAACACCAUCGAUCUCGCGCUCGCAUGAUCCGCGAGAUCUAGCGUUGGCGAGGAACACGUAAGCGCAUGUAUUUAACAUAACCCCCAUGAUUACCGUCGACGUAAACAUAAUCUUCGCGAGAAAUCGAAGAACGCUGUUUACUUCGACGACUAUUCUGGGAAACCUAACGGUUGUAAUCAGUAUUAACGCGAAACGCCCCCCUCCUCCUCCCCCCGCCCCCCCCCCCUACCUCUUCGAAGCAUAUCAGUUUUAGUCGGUCGUUGGUUUGGCGAUAGUGCGUAUCAUUGCUUAACUUCAAGAUGCUGUGAAUUUGCGUCGAGCCACCCUGUAUAAGUUUAAGAAUUGAUUUUUGUAAAGAGGUAAUAAAUAUUUACCGAGGUAAUUAACUUAGCUUAAAGGAAGAAGAAGAAAGAAAAAAAAAAAAGACACGCGAGAAGCCAGGAAACGGAAGAAAGGAACAAAAAAUAAGAAAAUAAAUACGUCCUUUGCAUAAGCGGUUUGGGAUUUAGAAGUUGGCGAAUGGGAAUAAUAACGGAACUAAACUUUAUUUUUACAGUUCUCUCGGUAUUUACAGCGACUGAAAAAUAUAUAUCCGUACGCUGCGAGAGGUAGUCCGUAUUAAAUGGCGAUAAUACGUGUACGAGCAUAGUACAUUAAUAAACGAAAUGUGUCGAAACUUACAUUAGCGAAUUAACGUAACUUUCGUGUAUGUAUUUUAGCGAAGAUCAAGUAAUCGAUUAGGAUACAUAGGCAGAAUUCAUGAGCAGAUACAAGCAUCAAAGAGAUAAAAGUAUUCGCGUAGUAUCUUUUUUUAUAUAUAUAUAUAUAUUAAUGGACUUUAUCACGUACCAUGGCUUACAAUCACUUGAGCAUCGAUAUGACUAGAGUAUUUUUCACGUUUUUCGUAACUGUAAUUUCCCAUGUAUUCUAUUCUACAGGGUGUCCCAAAAAUGUUGUAACACCUUGAAAGAGGUGGUUGGGGAGGUGAUUUGAAACAACUUUUUCCUUAGCGAAAAUGUUGUCCGAGGCUUCGUUGAGGAGAUAUUGACGGAAAACGUCGACCAAUCAGAGCGCGCGGAUACCGUUGUAGCGGGCGCGGUAGCGAAGGCUAUGUGCUAAGCGGCCGCGCUUGUACGCGAACAAGCGACUCAACGUGCAUCGAAGGCCAUUGACGCGGCCGCUUAGCUCGUAGCCUUCGCUCUCGCGGGCGCUCCAACGGUAUCCGCGCGCUCUGAUUGGUCAGUGUUUUCCGUUAAUAUCUCUUCAACGAAUCUUCGGACAACAUUUUCGCUAAGGAAAAAGUUGUUUCAAAUCACCUCCCGAACUACCCCUUUCAAUAUGUUACAAAAUUUUUGGGACACCCUGUAUAUGUUGCAACGAGUUAUCGAAUCUAAACGAAGUCUAUGUUAACGCAGUGUAAGUCACGACGCAUCUGAUCGUUAAACAAUGCUCUGUACGCGAAGAAUAUCGCCAUUCGACGCAGAAUUCUUCGCGGUGUACGAGCGUAUCUUUUUUCGGACACUGUACAUCGAUUCUUAUGAUUCUAUCGAUUCCACGUCUUUGACGAACGUUGAGCGCAGCCACUGAACUAUACCGUAUAGUCGUGUAGGUCACUCGCACGCCACCGAUGAAACGCGAGAGUGUGCCCCGAAAAAUUGUGUGUGCAAUAUAUUGGCAUUGGUGUAUGUAAGCCUACAUCAUCGCUGUAUAAUUAUAUAGUUGUCGAUCUUGUACGCCCAAGCGCUCGUCGUGGUCUUUAGACAAAGCGGUUUUAAUGCGAAAUCAAAGUUCUGUCCGACGUCGGCGACGAUUGUUCUAGUCAAUAAUUACUCGAUGUUAGUCAUUUUUAUCUGUCGGAUUUACUUUCGGCUCUGGGAUUGAUCGGUUUUAGUCGGCGUCUGCGUUUGAUAACAAAUUUGACAUUUUACAAAUAACGAUCGGUUAAUCAAAGAAAACAAACACGACGGAAAUCGAAAUGCAGCUUGGAUCGUAAAGGAAGGCAGGGCGGGGCGGGGGGGGGGGGGAGAUGUGAUGAAUGCAUAUAUGGACUAUUCGGUUGUUUUGAAUCCGUAGAAUUGGUUGAAUCACGCGUUUCGCUAUAGAACGCUUCUGCGAUCGUUCUUCGACGUGUAGAAAAAAAGAGUUACUUAAAAUCGGAGGAUAAAACCUAACCAGCUCCCCCGUAUCCCUCUUUCUCCAUCACGAAGUAUUUCUCCUCGCCACUCACAAAUUUUAUCACAUUAUUACACUCCGUGAAAGAACGUAUAUUGUGUUUGUGGAUAUAUGUAAUUUUACUUAUCAAUAAAGAAAUUACAAAGGUC
Messenger RNA from Hylaeus volcanicus, 7634 nucleotides. RefSeq names its product amyloid-beta-like protein (gene Appl). The record is from RefSeq and is a predicted model, not a curated record. The transcript has 16 exons. Bases 234 to 2384 code for a protein of 716 amino acids. Lineage: Eukaryota; Metazoa; Arthropoda; Insecta; Hymenoptera; Colletidae. Gene Ontology annotation, biological process: central nervous system development; axonogenesis. Gene Ontology annotation, molecular function: transition metal ion binding; heparin binding. Gene Ontology annotation, cellular component: membrane; neuron projection; neuronal cell body.